This is a messenger RNA of Necator americanus (New World hookworm), 450 nucleotides long. RefSeq lists its product as uncharacterized. Gene Ontology annotation, cellular component: ribosome; cytosolic small ribosomal subunit. The record is from RefSeq and is a predicted model, not a curated record. Gene Ontology annotation, biological process: translation; ribosomal small subunit assembly. The transcript has 3 exons. Lineage: Eukaryota; Metazoa; Nematoda; Chromadorea; Rhabditida; Ancylostomatidae. Gene Ontology annotation, molecular function: structural constituent of ribosome; RNA binding. Bases 1 to 450 code for a protein of 149 amino acids.
AUGGUCAAGGCCACCAGUGUUAAAGACGUUGACCAGCAUGAAGCUGUGAAGCAGAUCGCCCACUUCCUUAAGAAGAGCGGAAAGGUAAAGGUGCCCGAGUGGUCCGACAUUGUGAAGCUUGGUGCUAACCGCCAACUAGCUCCUGUUGACCCUGACUGGUACUACAUUCGUACCGCCAGCAUUGCCAGACGCCUUUACAUCCGAUCUCCCACUGGAGUUGGCGCGUUGCGCACUGUUUUCGGUGGUAAGAAAGGAAGAGGAUCACGACCAAACCACUUCUCCAAGGGAUCGGGAUCUGUGAUCCGCAAAGCCCUCCAGACUCUCGAGGCCAUCAAAUGGGUCGAGAAACACGCUGAUGGAAAGGGCCGUGUCCUCUCCAAGCAGGGACGCAAAGAUUUGGACCGCAUUGCAACGGAACUCCGUCAGCACGCAAAGCCAGUUGAACUCUAA